Messenger RNA from Dichomitus squalens LYAD-421 SS1, 3246 nucleotides. RefSeq lists its product as uncharacterized. The record is from RefSeq and is a predicted model, not a curated record. The coding region runs from base 1 to 3246 and encodes 1081 amino acids. The transcript has 6 exons. NCBI's taxonomy places the organism in Eukaryota, Fungi, Basidiomycota, Agaricomycetes, Polyporales, Polyporaceae.
AUGCCCAUCGUGUCUGCACCGCCCAUUGCGCCAAUUGAAGCCGACAUAUUUGACGAUGACGAAGAGGGCUGGCAGGACAUGCCCGUAGUACGAGAUGACGAUGACAUCGCCGGAGGACUGGACGAGGAGGAUCAGAAGAAGUACCACUAUGUCGCUCCUACCAAGACGGCCUCGACGUCUGGCGCUGGGCAGAGUAACGCCACUGGAGCAGUGCUGGAUGUCGACUACAAGGGGCACGAGUGGCGGACGAAAGCGGAGCAGGACGAGAACGAGUACACUCGCAUCCGAAUCAAUGAGGAGGACGAGUCGGACGAGGUGCACCUGCGCACGCGGUACCUCUUCGACGAGGAUAAGGCUAUGACUCCUCUCAGCCAAAUGCAGCAGACGAAGGACAUGCUCACGGAGGCGCAGCGUAUAGCCUAUGUCGGCCUCUGUCAACUUACGACUAAGGAGAUGGUGGACAGGAUGAAGAAUGUCAAGCGGAAGGAGCUCAAGAAGGCGAUACAGAACAUGGAGCUGUGGGCACUAAAGAUCAUGGGCCGAUUGUACUAUCAUAUGGAACUCGCAACUGAAGAGCAGAAGAUGAUCGAGAGCCUCGGACAGCAUGGAAUCGAAGCCAAAGAUCUUGUACCACCCCUCAUGACCACCCAUACCGUUGCCAAUCCCGAGUACGAUCCUGUAGAGGCUCGCCGGCUGGCUGAGCUCCGUGCGGAGGACGCCGCCAAGGAAUCUGCAGACAUCUCAGAUAGCAGCUCUACGCCUCCUGCCUCCCCGCCCCCUGCGUACCGCUCCCUUCCUCCCCCUGUUCCACCGAAACCUCAGCAGACUACAACCAAAGUCCUAGAGGGCACAGCGGCCCCCGCGAUGCCAGGUGUUAGUACACAACUCUCCGCCGCCGACAAGGAUGUGACGUUGGACAUCCGAUGGACUGUUCUGUGUGACCUCUUCCUCAUCCUAAUUGCUGACAGCGUAUACGAUGCGCGGUCGCGUGUACUCCUUGAGAGCGUGGCGUUGAAGCUUGGGCUUGGCUGGCUGGACGUGGUCAAAUUCGAGCGUCGAGUGACAGAGGCUUUGGAGAUUCAGGAGGGCAUCGAGAAGCUGGAGCAGCAGGAGUCUAUUCAGGACGUUCAGAAGAACUCCAAGAAGCGUCGUUACAUGAUGCUCGGAUUGGCGACACUAGGUGGUGGACUUGUGAUCGGUCUGUCAGCAGGCCUUCUUGCUCCCGUUAUCGGAGCAGGUCUCGGUGCCGCAUUCACGACGAUCGGAAUCACUGGGACGACAGGUUUUCUGGCCGGAACCGGUGGGGCAGCCGUAAUCACGACAGGAGGCGUCUUGACAGGGUCCAGUAUCGCUGCUCGGGGCAUGGCGCGCAGGACGCAAUACGUCCGCACGUUCGACAUCCUGCCCUUGCAUAAUCACAAGAGGGUAAAUUGCAUUCUCACUGUAUCCGGGUUCAUGACUGGCCAUCUCGAUGACGUCCGUCUGCCAUUUAGCGUCUUAGACCCGGUAGUCGGAGAUGUCUUCAGCGUCCUCUGGGAGCCGGAGAUGAUCACAGAGACUGGAAGCGCGCUCAAGAUCUUGACGAGCGAAGUGCUCACGCAGCUAGCUCAGACAGCCCUUCAGGCGACUGUGAUGACUGCGCUCAUGAGUGCCCUUCAAUGGCCAAUUAUUCUCACCAAGCUCGGCUAUCUGAUCGAUAACCCCUGGUCCAACGCCCUCGAUCGCGCGAGGUCAGCAGGCAGCGUCCUAGCAGACGUCCUUAUGCAAAGACACCUCGGAGUUCGCCCCAUCACCCUCAUCGGAUUCUCCUUGGGCGCCCGGGUAAUCUUCUACGCGCUCGUUGAACUCGCGAAGAAGGGCGCCUAUGGAAUCGUGCAGGACGUCUUCCUACUAGGCGCAACCGUGACGGCACCGCUCAGCACCUGGCUUGAGGUCCGCUCGGUGGUGUCCGGGCGCUUUGUGAACGGGUACGCACGGAAUGACUGGGUAUUGAAUUACUUGUUCCGCGCCACUAGCGGCGGCCUGAACACAGUUGCGGGGCUGCGUCCUGUGCAGAACGUUCCGGGGCUCGAAAAUGUGGAUGUGACGGACAAGAUCGCAGGUCACAUGAGCUAUCGGACGUUCAUGCCGCUCAUUCUCGAUCAACUCGGCUUCCCCGUUUCGGCGGACUACUUCGACGAGCCCGAGGAGCCCGAUUUCGAAGGGGAUCGUGUGGUCAUCAGGGAAGGCGAGCAGCAGGAGAAGAAGGGUUGGUUUGGGCGGAGGAAGAAGAAGUCGUCAAGUUCAUCUCAUUGCGUUUCGCGUCCACCUUCCGCCGCGACUUUUGGUCUUCCGAAGAAAAGGGCCUCUCAGGAAUCCAAUGCCCUUGAUGACGAUGAAUUACCUCCUCGAGAGGGCGCCUCAACACCGACGCCAGCACUCGGCCCAUCACAUUCACCAAAAUCCCCAUCGACUCCUGACAAUGGCGAUGUCGGGAUUUCGGAUAUCCCUGCGCACGCCGGCUUCGACUUUGCCGCAAUCAAGGAGGUCCUGGGCAAGUCGGACCCGAAUCCGAAGGAGCUCAAUGUCCCUCAAGCUGGCCCCUUUCCUCCAUCAAGUAUUCCGCCUCCUACGAAACGGACGGAGUCGGCGCCGCCUCCCAUACCAGAGCCCCCAUCAACCCCCACACCGAAGACAAGAGCAUCGGCUGGUCUUCUCCCGAUCCCGCACGAGAGAGAACCCAUAGCGGGACCUAGCACUAUUCCCCGCACUGACCUGUCUUCCACGCUUUCGAGGUCACUCUCGCUCAACGAUGUGUCAGACGCGGAAGAAGCAGACAUGACAUCAUACGGCUCUGCCACAUCUUCGUCACGACGACCUGCAGUAGCUUUCGGGGGCGGUGACGGGUCAUUUUGGCCAACUCAGGAUCCCGAACCGAUCUCAGCAGCAUACGGGGGAGUUGGAGGUUAUCAGAUGCCCUCUAGUUUGGGGGCGAUGCGCUCGACGGACCUGUUGUCCAAUCCUUUCGCCAGCGCAGGGUCAGGCGGACUCCGCGCAGACGGCCUACCAGCUCCGCCGGAUCAUUCAUUCGCCACUGCCUCCGCAUCUGGCUUGUCGUUUGGUAGUGUCGAUGGGUCGAUCACAUUCUCAUCUGUGUCGUCGCCGCCGUUGCACGCGAGCGGCGAUCCGUGGGCCAAUGGUAAUCCAUACGGAAGCGGAAAGAAGACGGCUUCGAGCACUCUUGACCUGAAUCCUUGGCAGAGUUGA